AUGGCAACCUCACCGCCGAGAAGAACUUUACGAAGUUCGAAUCGAUUAUCCUUAUCUUUGACUCGUAAGAGAGGGAAAACGAAACAAAACUGUUCUCAAACUGUGUCGAAUGCAUCACAAUCGAGUGAAACUUUGCCGAAAUGUGUGGAAAUCCCUGAUAUAUCUAUUGCAAAUCAGGAAGUAUCAGUCACGGAGCAACAAACAAGUGGUUUGAUUUCAGAACCGGUUGGCCAAGAGAAUGCUGCGAGUACCUGCACAAAAUCUGUUAGGAAUGAUAUGUGUUUGCCGGAAACUAUCAUUAUACUAAGUGACGAUGAAAAUAAUAGCGAAACCCCAUCGAAGAGAUCGAUUCGGGAGUACUUUACUCCAUCGAAACAUGCAAGCAAUAGUUCAGAAACGUCGAUGAAUUGGACCACUGGAGGCAAACGCAGCAAAACUGUUAACUCAUCGGUGAAAAAGAAUGGCUCACAAACGGUUCACGGAAAAGAAAUCGGCAAAGUACGUCGUAAGAUAUGUCCCAGCACGAACAUCAAGAUGUUAACAAAGAAAUACUUCGACAACUCGCAAAAACGAAUAACUAACUUUUUCGACAAAGAGGAUGAUCCGGAACGUGUUGGAUAUUGUCGAGUACUGAAAGAAUCGGUAAUGCCAGCGAUCAUCACAGGUGACAUGGAUGUGGAAAAAAUGCUGAAUGUAACAGUAGAUGAAAGUACAGAAAGGUUGAGCUUUUCGCAACACGCUUCACCUUUCACUAUUCCGGAAACAGCUUCCGAGAUGAGCACAUCCCAAAUUAUGGAAAGAAUCGAACGAGUGCAAAGUGAAUGUUACGAUCCUGUACGCGAAGACUGGAACAUGGAACGGGUAGCAUUUCCUGUUGAAGUACCAACAUUGAACAACAAUGAAGAAAUUCUGGAUACCAGGCUGCAUAAGACUGAACCAAUCGAGCGUGCGAGCGGCAUAUUCCAAACACCAAAAAACAAAGUAACACCCGCACCAAAAGCAUCCCGCAGCAAAGAUGCGAUUGGCGGCAGAAGCAAAAGUGGCAAAAAGAUCAUUUGUCCAUCGUACAAAAUCAUUGCUGGAACCAAUUUUGCUGUUGAUGCGUUUCGUUACGGUGAUAUCGAGGGUGUUACGCACUACUUCCUAACGCAUUUUCAUGCAGAUCAUUACAUUGGAUUGAAGAGAACAUUUUCGAAGCCUUUAAUAAUGUCUUCCAUAACGGCUAGGCUUGUAAAGACAUUUAUAAAUGUGAGCGAAGAAUUUUACCGCGUGAUAGAUCUGCAUCAGAGUAUCAUCGUUGAUGGUGUCGAAAUAAUAGCACUGGAUGCUAAUCACUGCCCUGGUGGUAUAAUGUUUUUGUUUCGCUUGCCAAAUGGAAGCAAUAUGCUACAUACGGGAGAUUUCCGAGCAUCUCCCGAAAUGGAAGAGUAUCCAGAGUUUUGGAAUUUCCCGAUCGAUUGCAUCUACCUAGAUACUACGUACCUUUCGUCAAAGUACGCUUUUAAGUCACAGUGGGAAAGCGUUGCGGAUGCCCGAGAAGCUAUAACUGCAUUCCUAAAGAAACAUAUCGGAGAAAAGGUGUUAAUCGUCUGUGGAAGCUAUCUGAUAGGCAAGGAGAAGGUUUGGCUCGAGUUAGCUAUGACAACUAGAAUGAAAGUGUGGACGGAACCAAAUCGAUGUAAAGCGCUAAAAGCGAUAGCAGAUCCCCAAUAUCUGUCAGUGCUUGUGGCAGAUCCACUGAAAGCAGAUAUACACGUGCUGGCCAUGAAAAAACUGUCGUACGAUGAAUUGAACGAAUAUAUGAAUCAGUUUCAUGACCGAUACGAUUGUGUAAUUGCAAUACGGCCUAGUGGGUGGGAGAAAAACAGCAAACCACAGUACCGAGGGCGGAUCAACAUCGUGGGAAUAGAAUAUUCGGAACAUUCGAGUUUUGAUGAGUUGAAACGCUUCGUUCAAUUUAUAAGACCGCGUGAAGUGAUCAGCACGGUGCCAUAUGGAAAUUCCAACCAAAAUCGAACACCAAUAGUGCCUACCUCUUGGUACCAGGGAGAUAUUCGCCCACAAAGGAAAGCUUUGCAGCUAUCCAUAACUAGCUUUAUCACACCCGUGAAAGGAGUUGAUGUAAUUAUGCCAAAUGUAGCAUCCUCCAGCUCACAGAACUGUUCCUUAUCACUGCGGACCAAACUAGAAAAGAAUGUUAACACCGAGAGAAGUACGACCGACGUAGAAGUAAUUGAUGUUAAAGAUAGUGAAGAUGAGGAAGAUUUGAAAUCAGUUCAAAAAUCAGAAAACGGAGAACUAAGCUACGACAGUGAUUGGUUACCAUAGCUCCUGCUCUAGUAAUAAAUUGAUGUUGAGGAUUCUGUAAAGGAACCUGUGUGUGGAAUAAUAAGGCGAACGUAAGCGAUCUUAUAACAUGUAUUUAAAUGUAUGUAGUUAUCCGCUAGUCAUUUUUGGAACGGUAGAAAAUAUGCAAAUCAUUUUUCAUUAACCUUCGAACCUUCAAAUUCGUGGCUGUGCUGCUCUUUACAUCAUUAUACAUGUGACUGAAUCCAAUUAAAUGUUAGUAACGACAUGUGACAAUAAUAGAUAGGAAGUGUUGUUCGGCGGGGUUUUAGUUCGCCCACGCGCAGGAAAUGGCCCUUUAAACGUAGCCUCUACGGAUGGGGAAGCGAACACGAACGCUACGCUCGUUCUUGUCUCCCAAGUCGAAAUGACAACCUUUUCGCUAGUUUGUUCUUCACGAUCGGGAACCUUUGCUGUAAGAGGUGUUCAUAUUGGUUGAUAGGGUUGAUCUGAGUUUUGGUUCGCAUUUCGAGCCGUCUCGUGGUUAAAAGCAACCCGGAAAUUGUUACGUUUAGAUUUGAUAUUCUUGAGCUCUGAAUUGCUAGAGGUUUAUUUCAAUCGCGAGCGUUCUAUGUUUAUUUAACAAAGUUGCUUAAAUUUAACGGUUGCUUACAUUUACAUUUACAAUAUUGUUUCUUGAAAUUAUUAUUGUUUUAGUUUCUGAACGUGAAACAUUGACCUACUUUACGAACAGCGUUUUACGAACGAAUUGGGCGCGUUGGGCGCAUAUGAACUUGCGUCGUAACGGCACAACGAACAAACAAACAAAUUUGUUUCCCCAUGUAGAGCACUGUCACUUACUCGGGCGCUUCAGCGCUUUCGUAGCGGUGAACGCUUUAGCAUUUCUGUAGUGGCAAAUGCAUAUUUUCUUUAUUUAAUGAGAGUAGACUCCGUCUUUCUAGCUACCCGCUUAUGCGUGCGUUGUGUACGCAACAGGAAUUAUAAAAUUUUGAAUUGCAUUUCCCUUGUUAGAAAAGGUGCAUACACGUAAUUCCUUUCUCGUUAUUUAUUUUUUAAAGAAUCUUGCUAGCUGCUUGCAAAUAACUCGAAAUUUAUUUACCAAAAGCUAACAUAACAAUAGCAGCAUAAAUAAUAGCAUAACAAUUGAUCGAAAAAAAUAAUUGUAACUGAUAAUCUUUUUGGAAAAGACGUCGUUAGGAUUAUUACGAAGCUAUAGGAGCGUUUUCAUGAAUUCUUCGAAGUGCUACAUUUCGACGGGGGAUGUGCCA
This is a messenger RNA of Anopheles moucheti, 3575 nucleotides long. RefSeq names its product DNA cross-link repair 1 protein-like. Lineage: Eukaryota; Metazoa; Arthropoda; Insecta; Diptera; Culicidae. Gene Ontology annotation, biological process: protection from non-homologous end joining at telomere; double-strand break repair via nonhomologous end joining; interstrand cross-link repair. The record is from RefSeq and is a predicted model, not a curated record. Gene Ontology annotation, molecular function: 5'-3' DNA exonuclease activity; damaged DNA binding. The transcript is spliced from 4 exons. The coding region runs from base 1 to 2328 and encodes 775 amino acids.